Molecule: messenger RNA, 1161 nt
Organism: Medicago truncatula (barrel medic)
Lineage: Eukaryota; Viridiplantae; Streptophyta; Magnoliopsida; Fabales; Fabaceae
Exons: 1
Coding region: 1-1161 (386 amino acids)
Source: RefSeq, a predicted model, not a curated record
AUGCCGAUUGACCCAAUCCAUGUCCCCUAUGCAGAGCUGCUUCCAGGGUUACUUAAGAAAAAUUUGGUCCAAACUAGAGCACCUCCUCCGGUACCAGAAAAACUGCCGUCCUGGUAUAGACUUGACCAGACUUGCGAUUUCCAUCAAGGGGGUCGUGGUCAUAAUAUUGAAACCUGUUAUGCCUUUAAAAGCACGGUACAGAGGCUAAUCAAUGACGGAAAGAUAACUUUUACGGACUCAGCGCCGAAUGUUCAAACAAAUCCAUUACCAAACCAUGGUGCUCCAGCCGUCAACAUGGUCGAAGAUUGCCAAAGGACUCACCUCAUUCUUGACGUCCAACACAUCCAAACACCCCUAGUCUCAUUACAUGCCAAGUUAUGCAAAGUGAACCUUUUUGAGCAUGAUCAUGAUAUCUGCGAAGUGUGCCAGCUAAAAUCCGGGGGAUGUCAGAAAGUAAGAGGUGACAUUCAAGGACUUUUGGACCGAGGAGAACUCGUUGUCGAAAGAAGGUGUGAUGAUGUAUGUGUUAUAACUCCUGAACAGCCUUUUGAGAUAUUCUAUGACAGUCGGAAGUCAACAGCUACUCCUUUAGUGAUCUGCUUGCCUGGUCCAAUACCGUAUGUAUCGGAGAAGGCUAUUCCUUACAAAUAUAAUGCCACUAUGAUAGAAGGUGGUCAUGAAGUUCCAAUACCGCCUUUGCCUUAUGUGAGUAACGUUGCUGGGGACAGUAGAAUACUGAGAUAUGGGCGUGUUGUUCCUAUAGUGUUCCCGAAGAAAGUUAGUGCUCCAAUGAUUGAGGAAGCUCCGGCUAAGGAUCCCAGUGCUAUCAAAGAGGUAAGCCAGUCCAAUGGGGCCGAUGCAAGUUCAGAGUUCGAUGAAAUUCUCAAGUUGAUAAAGAAGAGUGAAUAUAGGGUUGUUGACCAACUGAUGCAGACUCCGUCAAAAAUAUCCAUAAUGUCUUUGUUACUGAAUUCUAAGGCUCACAGGGAAGCACUGAUGAAGGUCCUGGAACAAGCUUUUGUGGACUAUAACGUAACCGUGGGCCAAUUUGGUGGGAUAGUCGGGAAUAUCACUGCCUGUAACAAUUUGAGUUUCAGUGAUGAAGAGCUCCCAGCAGAAGGAAAGAACCAUAACUUGGCAUUACAUAUAUCGGUGAAUUGA